AUGGAGUCGAUUGAUACCUUGUGUGGCAACUUGACUCGUGCGUUUGAAGAACAAAAUGAUGACGUGCUCUCAUUGAUUACCAUUAUCGAUCUAUACGCUUCUGAAGUCAAUCGUGCUGGUUCGUUGAAGGAUAAAGUCAAGUUCCUAAAAACGCUUCUCCAUGAGCUUCAAAACAAUAAGCAUGUGGUGCAGGAAAUUGGCUGGGACCUUCCAAAGCCUCUUUUGAAAUUCAUUGAUUUAGGUAACAUUGAUUUCCACACUAGAUUACUAGAUAAUGAAAUAAUGGCAACAGUCGUAAGGUGUUUCAAUGAAAUUGCGCUUUUUGGCAACGCAAAAGAAUGCUUUCUCACAGGCUGCGAGUUACUUUCUGAGCUUAAAAUGGGCAAUGAUAUUGAAAAUGAGAACGAGAGCUCACACGAAGAGCAACAAGGGGACGAUACGGAAAAGGAGUCCACAGCUGAUGAAACGUCCAUCGAGGAAAAAAACUCCCCGGACAAAUCAACAAAAGGGGAGGAGAGCAGCAGUUCGUCUGAAGAUUCAGAUGAGACUAGCUCCGCAACUGCAUCGUAUGUGGCUCCUGCAAUCCAAAGGGAGCCGGAGGAGUCUAUUUUAGAAGUCAGACUGCAUCUCCUUUUUGAGCUUAUUAACACUACUAUUAAGCGAAUCUUCACCCUUUAUCCUUCCAGUUUUCUGGCCACUGCUGUAGGUGCGAUGUUCACUUUUUGCCGAAACAACGCAGGGGAUUUAGAAGACGGCUUUUUCGUACUGAAAAGGAUAUAUCUUUUCUGCAGAGGGUACAUACCUCCUCAGACUACCUUGGAUAAAGUUACAGACGUUUCAGAGGAAGAGAGGACUACUAUAAUUGAAGAUGAAAACUGUCUUCAAAGAAAGCUUCUUCGAAGUUUACUAACAUUUUCUUUGGCACAGUGGUUGAAACAAAGGCGUCUAUUAUGGGUAAUGUCGUAUUAUGCAGCACUCAAAAAGACAACGGUGCCAUUCAAUUUUAAUGAGUACUAUAAAUACAUGACAGAUUUGGUAUCACGUUGUUAUCAAUUAUCCCUCUCCUUUGAUAUUGACAUCAAGAACGAGUUUAUUACUCAGUGUGUCGAUGAGUCCAAACGAAUUUAUCAGUCGUUACCUAAGGAAGAUGAAAUUGUGAAUGAACAAGCAAAACGGGCUAUAAGUCAAGUUGUUUAUCAACUUGCUUAUACUUAUAAUUUACAAAAGAUGGUAAAUGAGAAGAACCUGUCCUUAGAUCCAGCAGGGGUGCUCAUUUUAGCGACGCAACAUUUCACGGAAACAGGGAAAAUCAUAUAUCCGGACAUGGAUUUGGGCUCUGCCAUCUAUAUGUACUUGAGGUUUGUUACUCCCGCUAUGUUCGCCGAUGAUACAGAGGACUACUGCUGUGUGACUGAAGCAUCCAAUUUCUGGAUUUGGGUUUCCGUUACCACCUCGUCAUGUUCCACUAAUAAGGAGAAAGUCAAAGCAAUUCCCAGUUAUUUGCAGAUAGCCUUUCUACAGCUGGUGUUACUAUCGGCAUCCAAGAGGGUGCGCGGUGAAGAAAGAAUGGUACACUUUACUCUUCUGACAAGAAUACUAUGCUUAAUGCCAGAAGAAAUCGUUUUCGAAUUCAUUCAAGAUACGUUAUUGAGUUGUCCAUUUGAAGAAAUGAAAUGCUGCAUUUUAGGAAUCCUGAAGGACCUGAUGGUCAAUACGCGAUCUUCAGCAGCUGAAGUCGCAGACAAUCUUUCAAAGCUAAGUUUGUCUGAGAAAGAUGGCUCUUCAAAACGCCCAGUCUUACCUCCUAGACCAUAUAUUUUGGUUAACGACGAUCGUAUGGCUGUGCUACAUAGCUUGGCAAUGAUGUCCAUUGAAACAACCAAAAGUGAACUCAAUCCAAAUAACCUGAGACUGCUUCUCACGUAUUUGCAUUUCUUCACUAAAUUACAACCAAAUUGGGAUAAACACCUCUUGACUGAAAUAAAUAAGGAGACCUCUAAAAUGCUAGAAAGGCAUCCUAAAGACGAGAUUCCUGAGUUCACUUUUGUUAAAAUUGCUAAUGAUAAUUUAGGCGAGUUGCUCAAAAAUUAA
Molecule: messenger RNA, 2091 nt
Organism: Lachancea fermentati
Lineage: Eukaryota; Fungi; Ascomycota; Saccharomycetes; Saccharomycetales; Saccharomycetaceae
Source: the annotation of a GenBank genome assembly